This is a messenger RNA of Myxocyprinus asiaticus (Chinese sucker), 2828 nucleotides long. Its product is annotated as pleiotrophin-A-like. Bases 188 to 664 code for a protein of 158 amino acids. The transcript has 5 exons. Lineage: Eukaryota; Metazoa; Chordata; Actinopteri; Cypriniformes; Catostomidae. The record is from RefSeq and is a predicted model, not a curated record. Gene Ontology annotation, molecular function: growth factor activity.
ACACACACACAUAUGCAUUCAGUCUGUCGCUCUCACAGAUACCAUUAGCACGACUCUGAGGUUGAAAAAGAAAGCUAUAGAUAAAGUCAGAAAGAGAAAAAGCAAAAAACAACAAACAAAGAGGAAUUAAGACGAGGAGGAAGCAACCUGUAGAAAACAAACAGCAUACUCUUCCUCAAACUGAAGCAUGCAGAAGCAGUGGGUGUGUGUGGCUUUUAUAGCCCUCCUGGUUGUCACAGAGACGCUGGCAGAUGGUGGGAAAAUGGAGAAACAAGGUAAGAAAGAGCGUAAAUCGGAUUGUGGUGAGUGGCAGUGGAGCGUGUGUGUGGCUAAUGAGGGUGACUGUGGUCUGGGCACUAGAGAGGGAACACGCACCGGCACUGACUGUAAACAGACCAUCAGAACCCAGCGCUGCAAAAUUCCCUGCAACUGGAAAAAACAGUUUGGAGGCGAAUGUAAGUAUGAUUUCCAGGAAUGGGGGGAAUGUGAUUCCACCACGGGAAUGAAGACACGCACCGGCGCGCUGAAGCGAGCGCUGAUGGACGCAAACUGCCCGAAUACAGUCAGCGCCACCAAACCCUGCGGCAAACCCAAGACCAAGCUGCAUGAUUUACGGAAACCAAAACGAGACGGAAAGAAAAAGGAACAGAGCCAGACAGACUGAGACGAGAGGAGCGGAUCGUUCUCCCUCAGGCAGAGAUACAGAGGGUGGAUAUAUCUGCCUUCAUGAGAGGAAGAAAUGAUUUUUUCUGUCUAACAGAAGAUUUUAAAAUCUUUUAUAGUUUUCAUUUACAUCUUGCUGAAUAAUGGAAAAAAUAUGUAAGGAAUACAAAUGAAUGUGCUAAAAUAUUGUGCUUAACCUUCUAAUGCUGUUCCAGGCCUUCAGGGCCGGACAUUUAAAUAAAGCUUCUUGUUUAAAGGGAAAAUUAUUUACUCACCUUCAUGUCAUUCCAAACCUGUAUGACUUUCAGAAAAGACAUUUUGAAGAAUGUUUACGCUGCUUUUUUUGUCCAUACAAUGUAAGGAGAAUGGACGCUAUCAAGCUCCAAAAAGGACAAAAAUCAUCAUACAAGUACCAUAAAGUACCAUACAAUAGUUGUGUGUGAGGUUUACACUAGUAAAUAUGUUCAUUCUUGAUAUAAAAAAUGGUCUGUCAUUUACUCCUGUUCAAAACGCAAUUACAGAUAUCUAUAAUUAUUUCUUACUGGUUAAAAUUACAAAUACACAUAUCAGCAAUGCACUUCUUACUAGUAAAAAUUAUAUUUAUAUAAAUAAUUACAUUGUUGCUUGUGCAAAUGUCCAUUCCUGGUAGUAAAAAUGCUCAUUUUAUUUAUAUUGGUAAUUUGGUUUUCACUAGUAGAUAUCUUUUUCCAGAUAUCUAAUACAUGUUGAAAAUGCAUUUACAAAUGACAAAAAUUAGCAUUUUUACUAGUUUAAUUCCAUUGUUGAUGUCAAGAAUGGAUAUUUGAACUAGUAACUUUUUGACUUUAUUUGAUAUAAAUUUUAACACUCAAUUAUUUAUUUAUUUUUUAUUUUAUCACCCUAUAACGCCACCUGUAUCAAAUUUGAUACACUAUUUUCUAAAGCCUGUGCAUCAUUAACAUAAUCUAAAUGCGCCGAAAAUCCUGUUGUCUUUAGUGUACUAGAUGUCUGCUACCACCUGGUGGAUGUUUACGGGCAUUUCUUGAUGGAAAAACAUUUUUUUUAAUUUUUCAAAAAUGUCCGCUUUUGUAUUUCAUGCACUCGUUUUUAUUAUUAUAAUAUUUUUUUUAAUGUGAAAUCUUUGCUGAUUUUAUUAAAGUAAAAGUGACAGUAAUUAUUAUAUUAUUACUGAUAUUUUAAAAUGAGUUUUUGCUGAAUAUAAGCAACUUGUGCUUGAUUAAAAUUUUGAAUAUUAUUUUAUUGAAAAUCUCCCUUAGAAAUCCAUGUAUCAAAUAUAAUACAACAGGAUUUUGAGGAAUAUUUCUCAAUCACCAUCACAUUCAACAAAAAUUAAUUGCUGGACCUCAGGAGGAUAAUGACUUUUAAAGCCUAAUGUAUCAAAAAUUAAAAAACGUGCAAUUUGUUGUUUACGAAUUCUUUUUCAUAGUUUGUCUAAUGGUACUAAAAACACUUAAAUGUAAAAAAUAGAAUUUUCUGACAAUUCUUUCAUAUGUCAGGCUUUACAGAGUUAAACAUUACACAGUUCAAUUUGAUGGAAUAUUGGUAUGAAAUUUAAAUAUGUAAGUCUUAAAAAUAGGCCAAAAUAUGUUUAGUCUAGAACUAGUAAGAAAUAAAUAAUAGACAUGCAUUUUGAAUAGGGGUGACCGAAAGAUCAUAGUGAAAUUCUACUAGUGAAAAUGGAUGCUGGAAUAAAGCGCAAGUCAUAUAGAAUACAUUUAUGAUACUUUAAGGUGCUCUUUUGUCCUUUUUGGAGCUUGACAGCUUCCAUUCCAUUCCAUUGCACUGUGAAUUGUGUAAUAUUCCACUGAAUUCCUUCUGUUGUACAAUAAGACGGAUAAAAUACACAUUUAGAGUCAAACUAAUGCAUGCAUAAAAUUAAAUAAAGGUGGAUUUUGUAUUGACUGUUCAUAUGUAGCCAAGGGCGUAUAUAUUGGGGGGUGGCACCGUGAAGCAUUUACAUGUUUCCAUUGAUCAUGGUAGAAAUAAUGGAGGGGGGGGGUUGUACUUGCUUGUUUCCCCCCAGAAUCUACGCCCCUGUAUGUAGCUCAUGGAUGUAACUUCAUUUCCUAGUCAAUAAAACCUCUAAUUCCAUCCAUAAAUGAAAAUGAUUCAGAUGUGUGUCCUCUUGUGUGAAUGCUUAAAUUAAUAAAACACACAGAAAUAUU